Molecule: messenger RNA, 13299 nt
Organism: Biomphalaria glabrata
Lineage: Eukaryota; Metazoa; Mollusca; Gastropoda; Planorbidae
Product: KICSTOR complex protein SZT2-like
Exons: 71
Coding region: 249-11828 (3859 amino acids)
Cellular component (GO): peroxisome
Source: RefSeq, a predicted model, not a curated record
AUAGGUUUACAGUCUUUGACUCACUUUGAGCAAAGCCUUACCUUUUGGUAUUUUACGCAAAUUAUUGGUAAAUAGCGAUAACACUCAUAAAAUGAAUGAAAUAGAGAAGAAAAGGUCAAGGUAAGAUCAGUUCGGGGCCAAAGGCUAUCAAAAUGAAAGCACUUUUUGAGUUAGUCGUGUAUUUUUCGAAAUGGACUAAAACUAUAACAUUAUAAGUUGGCUUGUGUCGUGAGUAACCGUCUUCAAAAAUGGAUAUGCACCCCCAAGUGGAUGCACAGGGAAGUUCAGACCUUAAUAGUACUGACUUGCCUGAUGUUGAUGCAGCACAUGUCUAUGUUAUGAUGAAGAAAAACACAAGAGUUUCUAGGAACAUUAGGGCUUGCUGGUUUUUUAGACACUUAGGACGACAAGUCAGUUUCACCCCACUUAUUUCAGUUGAGAAUUUAACAGAAGAGUUGAACCUGGUUUCUGUGAUACCGAAGAACCCUGAGAUGAAACUGUUGUUAGGUCAGACCUAUCAAGUUAGUGUUGGGCCAGACACCAUUGUGACCUUUCUCUCCUAUCAGUAUAAACUCUCUUUCACACUGGACCUCAGCCCUUCAAUGAUGACUGUGGAUAUUCAAAAUGCCAGUUAUGUUUAUGAUGGAAUAUUGACAUCAUUAAGUCGAUGUUUACGAGGGCUUGUAAUGCCAUUGUAUAUACCAGGGAGCUGCAUUCACUACUCUCCAGACUUGUAUAUCUCUGUAAUAUGUCACACUCCAGUUGUCUGUUCAUUUACUAAUCAGGUAUUAGUUCAAGGUGUUAAAAUCAAUCAGAGCAAUGUGGACCAUUAUCUCAAACAUAUUGAGUUUGAGCUGAACCAGUUUGAGGCAGCUCUUUCAUCAAGCUUUGUCUCACUCCUCAAACUGUAUAAAAGAAAGGAAAGUUUUUUCCUUGAUGAAGAUGAAGAAGAAGACAGAGAAAGACAGUUUAACCUGACAGACCACAUUGGGACACCUGAGGCAGGGUUCACCAACAUGCUCCGCUAUGGAAUCCUGUCAUUGCAACUUUUACCAGAGAAUUCUAGUUCAGGCAUUAUUAUCAUUACUGAUGGCAUUGUGGGAUUGCCCAAUUCUUACCUGAUUGAGCUGCUUCUGAACCAGAUGAGGAACAACACAACUAUGUGCAGCUUCAUCAAAGUUGGCUCCCCCUCCAGCCUCUAUCGUAAGCUGGCUCAUGUCCCUCACAUAGAACUCAUGCAGGCAAUAGCCACAGCAACGUUUGGAGCAUAUCUUGGAACUGGACCAGAUGUUAGUGAAGAGAAAGGGGAGGCCAACUUGUACCACAGAGCUAUUCUGUUCUGGUCAUUCCAGCGUGGUCUAGAAGGUUUCAAGUAUGACAUAACACACUUCAGUGAUGAAGAUAUGCCUGGAUCUAUAUCUUGGAUAAAAAGGAUGUUGAAUAGACACCCAAUAACCAAAGAAAGCUAUGGUGCAGAAUGUCUACGCAAGGAGAGGGAGAAGCGUACAGUUGUGGCUGGUCUACAUAGUGUGCUGUCUGUCAGGCUGAGGGAAGGCUACACCAUCAAGAGUGUUGCUUUUAAAAAAGAUAACACAGAAAUUCAUGUAAAGCUUCACUUCCCAUGGAGGGAUUAUGGGAAAAUUGAAUAUGCAGCAUCAGCACCUUGGCCUCUCAACUACUCCAGUAGCAUCACUACCAUUGAAGUGACUGUAGAGGGGAGCUAUGACCUACUUCAUGAGAUGUUGUGCAAGGGCAACAAGGAAGUCAAGAGCAACCUAAGACUGAACAACAUUAAAACUCUCUGGACCAUCCUAGAAAGAAUUUCCUCCACGGACAAAAUGUUAGAGCAUCUUCAGUCUUUCUCUUCUGAGCCUGUCUACUAUCAGACUCCAGAAAGUAUCAGGAGUGGUGUCCCUUUGUUCUAUAUUCAGCCAGAUGGACCUUCCAUAAAUACACAACUCAAAGCAAGUACACCAGAAAAGUUUGCAGUAUUUUGGAAAGCUGUCAUACAACUAGACACAAAUAACUGGCAAAAAUGGCUACACUCUCAUCGCAUUGGCUUAGUGUUAGAGCAUGACAGGCAGUUCCCAAAGUGCUUUCAGGUCCCUAAUGCCAGCUCAAGGUUUUCCUCCAUUCAGUGUCGACAGACCCUGGCCUCCUUGAGUCUUCUGCUCAGAGAAUGGAGCACGUUUGUCCUUGCAGAGAAUCAUUCUUACAUCAAGUUUUUAGUGCAGGAACAAGAUAAGCCUCCCAAGUUCUUUUGUGUUCUGCGUCUGACCUCAAAGGCCCCCAAUAUGAUAAUUCGCCUUGGAUUUCUGGGCGGUACUCCUGCCUCCAUCAGGCUUGAAGAGCUGCGAAUUCUUCGUGAGAAAAUCCGGGACUUGUGCUUUCCACAGAGAGGGACACAGAAGACACAGAAGAUGUCAAUCUCCAGUGCUCCUGGUGGCCUGGACAAGGUUGUCAAGCCCCACAAGUCUCCACUCAAUAGAGAAGGCUCAGAGAUAGCUUGUUGUGUUCUCUUGAGGAAACCUGUAGAGAAAAUUCUUGUUGUAUAUGAAAGCAAACCCAGUGACAUGACAGUUGUUAAAGAGGCCCCAAAAGAUUUGACUACCAGGAAAUUGCAGGACCCCAUGAGGUCAGUUUUCAGAACACUUACUCACUACUUGCAGCAUCAGAGGUGGGUGUGGAACAUCCAAGCCAACACCAAGAGCACACUUAGCAUGACUGCCAUUGGCCGAAUGUUGGCUACUAUAACCAAAUUGAGACUCCAAGAAGGUUUUCACUUUGCUGUCUCCAAUGCUGGUGUAACAAACUUGGUUUUGGAGGUUGACAUGAAGGAGUCUGAAGAAGCCAGUGAAGACGAUUCAUCUAACAUUCAUGCUUGUGUUGUACAGUACAUCAUCUUCCCCCCACAUACAAGGUCCACUGAUGACAGUUUGUCUGAAGAUGACCGUGAUGACACAGAGACCACAGAGGCUGAUGGUGAGGUGCAGAUAGUUACAGAGUGCUGGGUGGAGCCUCAGUAUGGAGUAUGCUGCAACAACACACCUGAGCGGCAACAUUUCAAUGGAUUGACCUACUUGGACAUUGCCAAAACUUUCUUCCCCUAUGACUAUGAGUGUGUGUCCAGUCUAACCACCUUUGAACAUCUGAUGUACAUGUGUGACAAUAGUGCCUUACCUAGUCCAGAUCUAUUAGCUUCCAGACAGUCCAGUCCACCUUCUACACCUGGACAUCGCUUCAGUGGUAGAAGAGAGGAAAGCUUUCGGUCAGAGCCCACUGUGAAUUUCAUUCCAUUUCCUUUUGACCUACUUUCUGUUCUUCCCAGAAGUCAACAGGCUGAGCUCUUGUUUUCAACUUUUGUCAUUGGAGAAGCCAGCAGCAGAAGUGAAGAAAGUCAUGAGGACAUUAAGAAACCCAAUGAGAUCCUGCUGGAACUUUUCUAUGACAAACUGAAAGAUGCUCACAAUAAAGAAAUCAUUCUCUCUGAUGAUGAAUGUAACAGGGUGAUCAGUCACAUCUAUCAAAGAACCAGGGAUCCUAAAGUAAAUCCAAUCCCAUUCAGCUACAUACCCCAGGGGUUCAGUAGCAGUGGUAACUCAUUUGUCUUUGAACCAGGAGUGCUAUCAGAAACUGACACCACAGAUGCAUCUUCUACAAGUGUAAAGAGGUCAUCAGGCAGCAGGUUUUUAAAGUCUCCAGAUCCUGGAGUCCAGGCUAAAGAGAGACAAGGGCUGGACCAACAAAAUCAAUUUUAUCCGAAGAAGUUUGCUGAGAAAGAGCCUAACAAAAGUGCAGCUACAAAAGGUAAUGCACAGAGUGAGACUGGCCACUGUCCAAUGUGGAAGUGCUAUGUCAAAAAGGAUGUUACAGCUGACCAUCUCCUGAUAACAUUUGUCCCUGCCAGCUAUGAUGAUCUUCUUCUGCUGAACCAAGUCACCAGAGCUGUCACUAGCCAAGAGGAUGUGUCCAGCGACAAUUUGUCUCAUCACCCUCAUGAACAUUCUGAUGUUAAAGAUCAUUCCAAAGUUUCUGUCCAUCCGUCAAGCACAAGUCCUGAUAAAAGCAAGAUCAAUCAUCCAGCUAUUUCAUUGACUAGAACAAGUGAACACUCUGAUCAAAUAGAAGAGGUCCAACUUAAUCUGAUGAGCAGCAAUAUCAAAAGCCAUACUAAUGCCUGUGGGUCACUCCAUCUUCCAAUCUAUGUGUACAGCUGUCAGCUGAAAAAUGUCACAAACUCACUAGUCAACAGGUGGAGCUUCAAUCUUCCAGAUGAUAUUUUUGAAGACUUGACAUUCUUACAAGAGACUUUAGAUGAGGGGAAAUCUCCGCGCUCCCCAAGAGGUCAAUUUCUGUCCUUUGACCAACCAGCUGAUGAGAUGAAUGACAAAGAUUCCUGGAGGAGUUCGCUGGACCGUAGGUCAACAGACAGUAAUUCAUUCAGGCUUGAGUCAUUUAAAGAACAUUGCAAGCUAGUAACAGACAUUUAUUUAAAUUCUUUUGUUUUGGCUGUUUUCCGCAGUCUUCAGCACAACUACUUUGUGGAUAGUGUGGAUGUGGAUGCUGCCAUUAACAACAUCUGUGAGGAGCUGCAUCCCUUGGAAACAGACAUGACUUCUUACUUGCAGGCCACUUGUUCUCACCUGCACCAGUUAGUGGAGAAGGCCAGGUCCAGGGAGAAGUAUUCUACAGAAAGUGGACAGAGGUCUGGCUCCAUUAGCUCCUAUCACAAGCAGCAGGCUGUCCGAUUCCUAGAAUUUGACUUGCACAAAGAAGAGGAGGCACCCAAGCUUCCUGAAGUCUUGCAACUUCCCCAGCAGGCCAUUGAAAUCACUGAGGAGAAAUGGGCUUCCCUUGUUCCUGAGCAGUGCAUCCAGAUCAAAGAAAACCACAAACUGACUGAACUGAUCAGGUCUAGGUUCACAGAGGCCAUUGAAAAGUGCUUGCGACCAGUACCAUCACUGCCAGACUUUUAUUUUUAUUAUCCAAAUAAUGAGCAGCUAGAGUCUGAGGAUGAUAUGGAAGACAAAGAAGAAUUUGAUGUGAAUGAAGAGGACAAUGCAGAUGAUACACAGGAUCUUGUCGACAUCAUCAUUCCCAUGAAUGAGGUCAUAUCUGGAGGUUCAUCUUUAGAAUCCAAUAUUGAUGACACUUCUUUUGACUGCAACAUUUCCAACAUCUCUAUUGAACGUGAUCCCAUGCCUUUGUUUGUACACUUUACCUGUACCAUCAAGCAGAAGUCAGACUUCCAGCAUAUCUCACUACAGUCAGUCCCACAAUGCUUUGGGGAGAUUACUAAAGGUUUGCCUGAACCAAUUCACACAAUAGAUUUUUCUGACUUCAAAGUGACAUUUGAUAUCAAUUGCUUGACAUUGUUAAAUGAAAUCGAUCAGCCUACACCUAGGAAGCCUUCAUAUCGCAGACUGCUGUCAAAUAUCAGCCAGACAAGUGCUUCUGGGAAGGAUGAUGCUGAUGAGAAACUUUCUGCAUUAGUAGGUUCUCCUAAGCCUCUGGGCGAUCCAGUAAGCCAUCUUCCCAAGCCUCAACAUGCAGCUGUUUAUUCUGUCAAAGAUGAGAUUGAGUACCUGAUGCAGGAAGAAGUCAUCUCAUCUUUAAGGUGCAUGCAUCCUAUUACUGCUGACACACUUGCCUUUGUUGCCAAGUACAUCAGCAGUGCUGCUCAAUACAACUCUAGAACUGUUAUGUACCAAACUGUCAACCUUCAGUUUGUCUUUGGAGCAGAGCAAUCCCUGAACAUGUUUAUAGAGGAGUUGGAACGACAGAGUUUCCCAGGAUGUAGAUUGACUAAAGAAGGCGACUUUUAUUUCCUAAUAAUCAACAAAACCAGGUUCCAGAACAUGGGACCACUUGAUCCUAAUAGAUCAACUGCCAAUUCAGAAGGCGUGAUUAUUUCUAAAGAGGAGCGCAGCUUCAGUCUGCCCUGUGUCUUCCCUGACUUAGCAGACCAGGAGGGCGUUCCAUCAGGAUCUAGAUCACUUGUCAACAUGGGGGAGGAAGCUGGUGGAUCUGAAGCUAGUGAGAACAAACAGCGACCCAGAAGCUGUUCAGAUGCCAAGGUCAACCAGAGGACCAAGGUCAGCCUCAAUGUGGGAAGUACUGAUGUAAAAGCAGUAAUCUCAUUACCUGAAGCAAAUGCAGUAGGUCCUACACUACAAGAUUUGAGAAUCUCUGAAUUAGAUGUUAAUGCAGAACAAAGCCUGAAGAAAUCCAGUAGCUUUGCUGGACUCCAGGGUGGUCGCUCUGCCAACUUAACUGCCAACAAUUCUAGGAGUCGCCACUGCUCAGCUCCUUCUGGCAACAACACCAUGCUCAGUCGUCCAUCCACCAUGCCCCAGUCACCAUCUGUCAUUUCUUCAAGAGAAUCUACUACAGAUGAUGGCUUUGAUGGUGAUGUCAGUGAUAUGGAGCUGGAUGAGUCAGCUUCAAUGUCUGACAUCAGUGGAUACUACCCAGAAUUGCCAGACUACUGGCUACUCAUGCAGGUCCACCAAGACAAGACAGAAGUGUUUUUCCACUCCAGAGAGCCAGUAGACAGUGACUCAGCAGCCAGUACAGCCAAUAAAGUUUUGUAUUCAUCUGUUAUUAAAGGCAUACAGAGUGUAUGCAAGAAAGUCAAUCAGGCACUUUUACUCAAAGAACUCAACAAAACAAAGAUGUGCAAUUCACUGCUUGUCCCGGAGGCAGAUGAAGAUUUUAAAUGGACCAACAAAAGACCAACAUCACAGAGACUGUCUGGUGAUGGCGAUGACCUAGAUGAAGAUGACAGUGAAGAUGGUCAAGGCUACCUGGCUGCAGCCAUGGACUUUGUACCAGGGCACUUUAAUUGUGAAGUGGUCUACCGUAGAUAUUUCGUCCUCCCUCCAAGGCUCAAGCCAGCAAUACAGAGAGGAGGCAACACUCCCAAAGGUCUUGUUGUCCUUCGACAGGCCCUGAACAACUUUCUGGUGUCCAAUAGGAAAAAUAUGUUUGUCAUAGAGGAACUCUCCUCCCAUAAUGUGUUUUACCUCAGACUAAAAGAGAAUCAGAUAGCACCUGAAUCAGAAGUUGAUCUGGAAGCUUCACUGGCAGAUGUAAAUAGACAACCAGGAAAAAGUGACAGUGACACUGUGUCCAUGGCUUCCAGUCUUGGCCACCAAUCCAGCAGGACAGAGGAAGUUGUAGAGCUGACAGUUCAUGGAAUUGAGAAUGUUGGUCAAGAGGUCAGAGAUGAUUUAAUGAAAAUGUUGCAGAACAAAUUGGAUGAUGCUCUUCUGGAAGACAUUUGUUUCAUGCUUAGGAAAAACCCUCAGUGUAAGCUGAAGCCUGAUGACAUUGCUUUCAUUCAGAAACCUGGUCAGUUACCCUCUACUUCUCUCCUGCUGACCAUACCUGGCCACUGCUCCAUGUACCUGGUGGCUCUGAUGUACUACCUGCGUCAGAACCUGCUACAGUUUUUGCACACUCCCAACUACAUGGAUUCUAAUCCUGCAUCACAGUUUCAUGAUAUCUAUGAUGGUGUUUACACUGCUAUACCUGCAGACAAAGUCUAUAUAUAUGUCAGGCCAGAGAAAGGAGGCGGAAAGGGUAUUGCUUGUGUUAGUGUGAACCUUGUGGAUGGUCAAGGGAAGCAGGUCAAACUUCUCAACUGUCCUUCUCCCAUUAAGAACAACAUGCCCUCUCUGAGUGAUGCCACAGAGUUUGACAAGUAUGUCCAGACCACCAUCCAUGAGAAGUCUGCUUCUUCUAGGCCAGGUCCCACAGCACUUAUUAGUUUUAAUAUAUGGGAAUGUGGUAACUGUGACUUGACAUUCUUCAGUGACAAACUCAUCUUAGCACUCCGUCACUCACUAUGCGACAUCGUCAUGGAAUACUUCAUGCUGACCACACCUAUCUGCUCUGUGCCAAGGAACCUGACGGAAAGUUUUGCUCCCCCUGUCUCAUCUCUGCCAGCAUCGCCAACUAAACUACCAGCUGAAACUACUGAGAGAAAACAUAACCCACUGACCCGGAAGUUCUCAGUUGACCCACCCAGAAGCUCAACACUCACUUUCUCUCUAUUCUCAUCUUUUAGUGAACUACGCAACACCAACUCUGAAGACAAAGUUGGCAAGUGUUUAGAUUUUAACUCAUCACCUCAGUCUGCUGGCUACAUGUCACAACCUAGAACACCUGGUGGGUUGUCAACACAACCCCUCCGGCCUAAAGAUGCCAGUUUGUCUGAUGCACAGAUUCAGCAGCAGACUAUAGCUAAGUAUGAGAAUGGAGAGAAAGGACACCUUCACCCAGUCUUCUGCUCCCUUGCUAAACAUUGGAUGGACUUUUGUUGUAGCAUUGGUGUACCCUCUGUGUACAGCACCAGGCUCAAGUUUCAGUCCAAGUUCAAUGUGGAGUUUGUUUUGAAGGAGUUCCAGCAGUCAGUUAUGUCCAUUACCAGUGACACCAUGCUGAGGAUCUUCAAAGUCAUUCAGACCAGCUCACCAUUGCAGCCACCUUAUGGUGUCAUGUUCACACCAUGCAAGACUACACUCAAAGAGGCUCAGAUGAAUCGUGUCCUAGAAACUAUGGCUGCAGGUGGAGGUCAGAUCACAUUGCUGGCUAUUGGACGCAGUGCAGAGCAGUGGCAGAGCAUGGUGCUAGAGCAUCAGGACUUGGUCCCUAAUAUAUCUCCUUCAGCUGUCAAAGGUUACAAGACAAGCCAGAGGUUUGUACCACAGGUUCCAGAUAGUGAUAAUAGGGGAUCUGAACAGACAAGCUUACGAUUGGCAGAGAGAGACUUUGUUCCUAGGCAGAAAUUGCUUCUUGUCGUCUGUGAAGAGAAGCAGCUUACAUUGUACCUGUACAAUUGGCACAGUGACCUUAUAUCUGUUGUUGAGAAGAUCAUUUCUCGUAUCAUCCAGUGGAACAAUGCCAGAGCCCACCUCCUGGACAGUGUCCUGGCUCAGAAGAUGGGCUUGUUCCAUCACUUACAGUUCUCUGACCUACAUUACACUCCAACACAGAAUCCUUACACCCAAACAUCUGCUGAAGUUGACAGCCUCAUCCGCUACCAUGCCCCACCUCGUGAAUCGAGAAGAAACAGUAGCAUAUCCAAUAAAGAAAAAGACAGGAUCAUGCCCAGGUCAACAAAACGGAUGAUCCCAUUUGACCAGACCUACAAAAACAUGCGUCCUCCAAAAAUAAUGGGCCGGCUGAUGUGCACCUACAUGUCUGACCCCAUUAGUCGCCAUGGCCUUCAAGCUCAGGAUAUUAGAAUUCAGUCACGGCAGGAUAAACAGCUGCUGCACCAGCCCAUACAGGGUCAACAAUCUUUAGGGUCAACACACAUGACAUCCCAAUCACAGCAGUCAGUGGCCCAGCCAUUACUAGGAUCACAUCCACCCCUGCAGGCUCAGCAGUCAGUGGGGUCACACCCACCUCUACAAGCCCAGCCAUCAUUGGGAUCACACCCACCCCUACAGGCCCAGCAGUCCCUUGGGUCACAUCCACCCCUACAGAGCCAGCAGUCCCUUGGGUCACACAUGCCCCUACAGGGACAGCAUACUACUGGACCAGCACUUCCACGGAAAGAGCUGUGUGAAGAUAAGGUGCCAGUCACAAGUAUAAAUGACCCUGUGUUCCAGCACGGCCUGCAUCUGCAUGAGGCCCAGAAGUCUAUAAGGGAAGAUGAAGAAAGAAACAAACUUUACCAGCUCUAUUUAGGAUGGCUACAAUGCAGUGGCAAGAACAAAGCCAAUCCUCCUAUUAUGGAGGAUUAUCUGGCCCAGCUAAAGCGAGCGUCCCGACUGUUUCACUACUGUGUCACUCCUUUGGUUUUUUCACCCUCUUGGCGGCAAAAAGUUAUCCAAAAGACAACUGGGAUGGGAGAAAAAUGUAAAGCAGAAGGAACAGGCUGUCUCAGUGGGCUUGCCUCAACCAACAUUUCUGCACAAGUGUCCUCUGCCACCACUCCAGCCACUCCAGACAAAGUACAAAAGACUUUUCCAAAUCUUUUGCCUGUCCCUAGUCCAGUCAUUCGGUCACGCCAUAGUUCAGGAACAUCCAACUUUAGUUUUAAAGGUAAGCCAACUGAAGAACACAGCAGAAAGGGAUCAGAAGCUGGUCUAAUAGGUCUAGGAAACAUUGGCCGCAGCAAAUCAGAUGCAGAUGAAGAGGAGGAGCCCUGGCAUAUUGCUCUCAGGAAAAAUUUUAUGCUGGAAUAUGAACAGUAUUUGGUAUCUGAGCUCUCUUUUAUCAGAUUUAAUGUUCAACCACCACUAUUAAAGGGGCGAGGUCAAAGUUCAACUCUCUCAAGUCAAGGGUCAAAUGAGAGUCCAGAGAGUAAACAGUGGACAAUCAAUCUCCAAAAAACUAUGACAGGAGGGAUCAUUGUCAUGGAACUAAGCUACCGUCAGGAAUAUUUCUGUGUUAGAAUGUUCACUAUUGACUGUUCCCAGUUCAAAGUCAAUGUCAAUCAAGAAAUGCAUUUGUUGUUUGUGGAUGAAUGUGACAAAUGCAAGGAUUUGAUUCAUGUCCAUUCCUUUGCUCAUGACUUUCAUCUGCGCUGGGUUCAGAACUACCUGGCAGACCAGAGGACUUGCGAAGUUCAAGACACAUUCAAAGACACUUUCAAUCUAGACAGUUUCCUGACAGAGUUUAAAAUUGUCUAUCCAUAUCCACCCAGUUUUUCCAGGAACUGUAUACAGAUAGAUUCCAUCAUACUGCCAGAACUUCCAUUUCCUGGAGUCAUGUUGUAUGACUGUAUGCUGAAGCUGGUGGCAACUAAAGAUGUCAACUGUAUCUACAGAAUGGUUGGUUACAUGUCUGAAACAUUGGGUGAAAAAUUUGCCAUUGUCAAUCUGGAGAAGCUGGACAUGAGCACUCAGACCUAUCUGACUGAAGAGGAUCCAGAGGUAAGGCCAGAGCUGUACGAUGCUGGCUUGAUCGUCAUGGACAGCACUGUAAGAAAAGAUGAAAUAAAUGAUGCCAUGAGAUUGGUGCUCAAGUAUUUUACCCUGCUGACACGCAAACGUGACUGGUACCCAAUGAAAACCUUGGAAGAGACUUUAGAGAAAACUUACAGCAAACUUAGUGAUGCUGCAGCUAAAGAGUCAGAAGCAACCUCUUGUGUCAAGUCUGAAGAUCCAUCAGAUCUGUCUAAACCUGUGGCAGUUCGACAACACAUUUGCAUGAUGAAGGAGCAUGUCAACUACAGAGGUUAUUCUAACACCCAGCAACUUCUACUGUUUACUGCCAUGAAUGGGCACAGUGAGAGAGGAAGAGCUGAAAUUCUGGAAUUGAUUGAAACAUCCAAGCGUAAGUGUAGGCGUAAUUUUUUGUGGAACAGGCUAUUGGCCACUCGCUUUCGAGAAACUCCAGUGGACAACAAAAAAAGACACUCUGGGGACAGUGAAGAAGAUCUAGAACAGGAUGUAGCACCUUUAAACACUGCAGAUUUUGUGGAACUCCUUGAUACUGUCAGCAUGAUCCCAUUGGAUAAAAUUGACCCUCAAUUGAGUCCAUUCUACAUCAUGCCUUAUCAGUGGUAUCAUGGUCUGGCAUCUUCCCUGAUGAACAAAUACCGUGAACGCUACUGCACUUUCUUUUGCCCUGACAAAAAGACUCAGUACCUUGUGGUGUUUAAUGCUAAUAAUUUGGACAUGUUUUUCAUGCUGUCUCUGACUGACUCAACUCAAAAAAUGGAGCUGGGUGUCGUCACCAAAGAGACUAUAUCAUUGCAGAUCAAGCAAUCUUCCUACAUACACAAUGUGCCUCUAUACAGUUUACAAGCCUAUGUGGAAGAAAUCAUCAAUGUUUGCUGUUAUCAAGUUUGGGCGUCAAUGACUCAAUAAAAUAUGUAUGUGUAAUACAAAAUUGUGCAACUGUAUCUAUGCAUUACUCAAUUUAAAACCCCUUUUUUUUAUAAAAGUAAUGACUGGUUUCAUCCAUUUAAAAUAUUUUGUGCAAUUUUAUUUUGAAAUAUUAUGGAGGGUAUAACUAUUAAAAUAUUUGUAUCUUAUAAUUCAUUCCAUUUAUUUUUUCUUGGAAUCCACCAUAUAUAUUUAUACAUUUACAUUUCAUUAACAUUGAUGCCAAACAUUUAGAGCUAAUAAAUAUUCACUUUGUUCAUGUAUAAAUUCUAAUUGUUUUGCCUUUUGGGCUAUAUUUCACAUUCUUUUAGAUUUUAAUUUCUGCAACAGUUAUGUAAUAAUGAAAGAUUUAUACUAGAAAAAAUGUAUCUAUCAUACCAGUUAUGUACCCUGUACAUGUGUGAUAAUUGAAAAUGUCUCAAAGGAAUAGAAAUUAUUUGCAAAAGAAUCUUUUCUUAUGUAAACAUUAAAUCAAUGGAGCACAAAAAAGAACAUGUCACUUUAUUUAACUGGCUUUUGCUGCUUUCUCAUCAUGCUCAAAGAUUGGUUUGUUGAUCAGGCCAAGAAAAUGAUGUAAAUAUUAUAGGCUCUAUUCCUCAUAAAACAGAUGGAGUUGAAUGAAAUGAAUAGUAUAAUGGAUGUGUUUGAAUUUAUAAAGAUGUAUCCCAUCACUGAUAAGACAGGAUUCAAUUUCUUUAUAACAUAUAAAUGUACUGUCAUAGAUUUUCUUUUUCGUUGAUUGUUUUUGGAUUGGCAUGGAAGCAUAUCAGAGUUGACUAAUUAGAAAAUAUUCUCAGCCAUACUUUUUUGUCUGAGAAAUAAUAUACUUUAAAGAUAUUAAUGUGGUGCCUGCCUAUAGUCUUUCAGUCGCAUAACUAAAAUGUUGAUAUUAUUUUUUGUGUCUGUUUUUUGUUGUUGUUUUUUUUCUAAGUUGUUGAAGCAUUUUUGUGAGUUAGAAGUAUUGUUUUCUAUUUCCCUACUGCUGUUAAUAGAGUCUUAGCUGGUAAUCUGUUGGACUAACUGAUGUUAAAGCUAAUAUAUUAUUGAGGAGAUAUUAUCCUAAUGGCAAUUUAACUUUUUAAAUCUUCAUUUACAUUUUCUUUCAUUUUUUUUUAUAUAAAUGAAUUGUAUGAUCAAUAUCACUGUGAGAACAUAUUUUUGGAAUUAACUUCAUUAACUUCAUUACUUCCUGUUUUGAUUUUCUUUUAAAUGAAAUUUAUGUUGACAACUUAUAAGUUGUUACUAAGAGUAACUGCCCUUCUCAUAUUAUUUUCUUUUUAUUAUUUGCUAAUGUGUGAAAAAAAAAGAUGUAUUAUUCUGUACAUAUUUGCAAAGAAUGAAGCUUAUUGCUGUCUGUUUCUUGAUGGCGUAAUUCUAAACAUGACAAUUUACGUUAGAAUGUUGUUGAAAAAGAUAAAAGCAAAUAAAAUGAUGUAUGCCUUGAUUGAGAAAA